CAGAAAAUUCUUCCGUUGGAGACAGAAUCGGGACAUUGUCAAUCAUAGACGAUUCUAAAAAUAACUCCUAUGAAUAUACUAUUGUAAGUCAAGUGGGGGUUUUUGGAAUCGAGGAAGAUGCCCUUAUUGUUAGAAACAAUACUAUGCUUGACUUUGAGAGGUGCCCAUUUAUAUUGGUAUCAGUUAAGGCCACUAGGAUUGACAGUCAGACAAAAUUCACCAAGCAAACCUUCAACAUUUCUGUCAUUGAUGUUAACGAACCGCCACUUAUCAUCAUUGUUGAACUGAACAACAUACCAGAAAACAGUCAAAUUGACAAACCAGUUAUAGCAUUUCGAGUAGAAGAUCCGGAUUUGAUGUCAUCAGUUACGUGUUUGGCUAGAAGUGACACGUCCAAUUUCACUAUCAU
Molecule: messenger RNA, 409 nt
Organism: Owenia fusiformis
Lineage: Eukaryota; Metazoa; Annelida; Polychaeta; Sabellida; Oweniidae
Source: the annotation of a GenBank genome assembly